Vitis riparia (riverbank grape) is the source of this 1196-nucleotide messenger RNA. RefSeq names its product N-carbamoylputrescine amidase. The record is from RefSeq and is a predicted model, not a curated record. NCBI's taxonomy places the organism in Eukaryota, Viridiplantae, Streptophyta, Magnoliopsida, Vitales, Vitaceae. Bases 58 to 993 code for a protein of 311 amino acids. The transcript is spliced from 9 exons. Gene Ontology annotation, molecular function: N-carbamoylputrescine amidase activity.
UGGUGAAUGGUCGGUCCGAAACCGACCUGAUUAAAAGGUUCAGUUUUGGAUGCAAGAAUGGCGGCUGUGGGUAGAGAAGUAGAGAAGAGGGAAGGGAGAAUGGAGGGAAACAGAGUAGUGGUGGUUUCAGCUCUGCAAUUCGCCUGCACCGACGACGUCCCCACUAACCUCAAUACCGCUGAAAGGUUGGUGAGAGCUGCUCACAGGGUGGGUGCAAAUAUUAUUCUUAUUCAGGAACUAUUUGAAGGAUAUUACUUCUGUCAAGCACAGAGGGAGGAUUUCUUUCAGCGAGCAAAGCCUUACAAGGGUCAUCCUACAAUUCUGAGGAUGCAAAAACUUGCAAAAGAGUUGGGAGUAGUGAUACCAGUUAGCUUCUUUGAAGAGGCAAACAAUGCUCAUUACAAUUCAAUUGCCAUAGUUGAUGCUGAUGGCACUGAUCUUGGAAUCUACAGAAAGUCCCAUAUCCCAGAUGGACCAGGCUACCAGGAAAAGUUUUACUUCAAUCCAGGCGACACUGGCUUUAAGGUUUUUGAAACUAAGUUUGCAAAAAUUGGAGUUGCAAUAUGCUGGGAUCAGUGGUUUCCAGAGGCAGCUCGAGCUAUGGUUCUUCAAGGUGCAGAGAUUCUUUUGUACCCUACUGCUAUUGGGUCUGAACCUCAAGAUACUGGACUUGAUUCUCGUGAUCACUGGAAGCGAGUGAUGCAAGGACAUGCUGGGGCUAAUUUGGUACCUCUAGUAGCUUCAAACCGCAUUGGGAAGGAGAUAAUCCAGACAGAGCAUGGAAAUAGCGAAAUCACAUUCUAUGGAAACUCUUUUAUAGCAGGACCCACUGGAGAAAUUGUCAUAGCUGCUGGUGAUAAAGAGGAAGCUGUUAUUGUAGCACAAUUUGAUCUGGAUAAAAUCAAAUCCAAGAGAUAUAGUUGGGGAAUAUUUAGGGAUCGGCGCCCAGACCUAUAUAAGGUGCUUCUGACAUUAGAUGGCAGCAAACCCUGACUAUGUUUAGUAUCCCUUUUCCAAUAAUACCUUGUUGUAGAGGUAACAAAGAAAAUUGUUUAACCAUUAUACCUCACUGUAGAGGUAACAAAGAAAAUUAUUUAACCAUCAUAUUGUUUUUCAAGAAAAAAAGAGUUAAAAACAUGAUUGAACAUUGAUGCUUUUCAUAAAUAUUUCAGAAUAAAAAUGAUUAUGUAAAAAUA